Molecule: messenger RNA, 3112 nt
Organism: Stegostoma tigrinum
Lineage: Eukaryota; Metazoa; Chordata; Chondrichthyes; Orectolobiformes; Stegostomatidae
Product: FACT complex subunit SSRP1-like
Exons: 16
Coding region: 906-2984 (692 amino acids)
Cellular component (GO): nucleus; FACT complex
Molecular function (GO): nucleosome binding; DNA binding; histone binding
Source: RefSeq, a predicted model, not a curated record
CCCCCCCAGGUGAGAGGGGGGGUCACUAGGCCCCUCCCCCAGGUGAGAGGGGGGUCACUAGGCCCCUCCCCCCAGGUGAGAGGGGGGUCACUAGGCCCCUCCCCCCAGGUGAGAGGGGGGUCACUAGGCCCCUCCCCCCAGGUGAGAGGGGGGUCACUAGGCCCCUCCCCCCAGGUGAGAGGGGGGUCACUAGGCCCCUCCCCCCAGGUGAGAGGGGGGUCACUAGGCCCCUCCCCCAGGUGAGAGGGGGGUCACUAGACCCCUCCCCCAGGGCCAGAGCGGGGGUCACUAGGCCCGUUCCCCCAGGUGAGAGGGGGGGUCACUAGGCCCCUCCCCCCAGGUGAGAGGGGGUCAUCAGGCCCCUUCUUCCCCCCCCCCCAGGGCCAGAGGGGGUCACUAGGCCCCUCCCCCCAGGUGAGAGGGGGGUCACUAGGCCCCUCCCCCCAGGUGAGAGGGGGUCAUCAGGCCCCUUCUUUCCCCCCCCCCCAGGUGAGGGCGUCUCAGCAGGCCCCUUCUUCCACCCCCCCCCUCCAGGGCCAGAGGGGGUCUCAGCAGGCCCCCUUCCCCCAGGGCCAGAGGGGGUUCACCAGGCCCAGCAGGAACAGGAGGAGGUCUCCGGGGAGACUGGGAACCCAGUGUUUUGGAGCAGGGGCUUGCCCAGGUACUUAGAUCCCAGACGGAGAAAGACCAUUUGUAGUUGGGUGCCCAGUCGGAGAGAGUCAAACAGGCCUUUGAUUUAGAGCAGGGGGGCCCUUGGGCAAAGGGUCACCUGUGAAAGGAGCAGGUUGUAGCUACUGCCCAGUGCCUGCUGCUGCUGCUGCUGCUCUGUCCCCUUUGCAGCCCUGCUGGCAGCCUGACCGUAUAGCUGCUGAUACGAGGUGGGGUCCUUUCCCGUAUAGGGCAACAUGGCGAGCUCUGACAUCCUCGAAUACAAUGACAUCUACCAGGAGUUGAAAGGAACAAUGAUCGAUGGACGCCUGCGUCUGAGCCGUCAGACAAUUGUCUUCAAGAACAGUAAGACCGGGAAAGUGGACAGUGUCCAAGCCUCGGAUGUCAGUGAUGGAGUGUGGCGGCGUGUUGCCAGGGGUUAUGGCAUCAGGCUCCAGCUAAAGAAUGGCAACCUCUGCAAGUUUGAUGGAUUCCGGGAAGGGGAUUUUGACAAAAUGGCAGAUUACUUCAAGUCCCAUUACCAGGUGGAACUGCAGGAGAAGGAGAUGUGUGUGAAGGGCUGGAACUGGGGGACAGCUCGAUUUAACGGGCAGUUGCUUUCGUUUGACAUUGGUGAGCAAUCAGCCUUCGAAAUCCCCCUGUCCAACGUCUCGCAGUGCACCACAGGAAAGAACGAGGUGACCCUGGAGUUUCACCAGAACGACGAUGCCGAGGUUUCCUUGAUGGAAGUCCGAUUCUAUGUCCCGCCUUCCCAGGAGGACGGCAUGGAUCCGGUGGAGGCUUUCUCCCAGAACGUCCUCUCGAAGGCCGACAUUAUCCAGGCCACCGGAGACGCCCUCUGCAUCUUCCGAGAGUUGCAGUGCCUCACGCCAAGGGGCCGCUACGAUAUUCGCAUCUACCCAGCGUUCCUGCAUCUCCACGGCAAAACAUUUGACUACAAAAUCCCGUACACCACUGUCCUCCGCCUCUUCCUUCUGCCCCACAAGGACCACCGGCAGAUGUUCUUCGUGAUCAGUUUGGAUCCGCCAAUCAAACAGGGGCAAACCCGGUACCACUUCCUCAUCUUGCUGUUUUCGAAGGAUGACGAUCUGACCCUGACCCUAAACAUGAGCGAGGACGAAGUGGCAAAGAGAUUUGACGGGAAGCUAAGCAAGCAGAUGUCGGGGCCACUCUAUGAGGUAGUGAGCCGCAUCAUGAAGUCACUGGUCAGUCGCAAGAUUACCGUGCCUGGGAACUUUGUCGGGAAUUCGGGAGCUCACUGCAUCUCCUGUUCUUACAAGGCUAGCUCUGGUCUCCUGUACCCCCUGGAAAGGGGCUUCAUCUAUGUCCACAAGCCCCCUGUUCACGUCCGCUUCGACGAGAUUUCGCACGUGAACUUCGCACGAGGGACCACGACCACACGCUCCUUCGACUUUGAGAUUGAGACCAAACAGGGCACUCUGUACACCUUCAGCAGCAUCGAGAGGGAGGAAUAUGGGAAGCUGUUUGACUUCGUCAAUGCCAAAAGACUCAACAUCAAGAAUCGCGGUAUGAAGGAGAGCAUCAAACAGAACUAUGAUGAUUAUGCUGAUUCUGACGAGGACCAACAUGAUGCUUACCUGGAGCAGGUGAAGGCAGAGGGCAGAAUCCGCGAGGAGGCUGCGAAUGACAGCGAAUCCGGCGAGGAGACUGAUGAAUCCUUCAAUCCUGGCGAAGAGGAGGAUGAGGUAGAUGAGGAGUAUGACAGUAACGCUGGGGGCAGCUCCUCCAGCAGUAAUGAAGACGAGAGUGGCAAUGAGAAGUCCCGGAGCGUCCCCGCGAAGAAAGCCAAGGUAGUCAAGGAGAAACCUGCCAGGAAAAAGGCUGAGGGUAAGAAGUCUAAGGAUAAGGAUCCUCAUGCUCCGAAGCGGCCAAUGUCGACCUACAUGCUGUGGUUGAAUGCAAACAGAGAGAAGAUCAAACUUGACAAUCCCGGGAUCAGUGUGACCGAGUUAUCGAAGAAAGCUGGCGAGCUGUGGAAAGCCAUGACCAAGGAGAAGAAGGAGGAGUGGGAUGCCAGAGCUGCCACGGCGAGGAAGGAAUACGAUAAGAAGAUGGAGGAGUACAAGAGGAGCGGGAAAGCCGAGUCCUUCCAAAAGAAAAAGGAAGCCGAGAAGAGCAAGUCGAAGGGGAAAGCUGGGAAACAGUCUGUGUCCAGAAGCACCGUCUCCAAAAGCCCUGUGAAGGGAAACGGGGACAGCUUCAAGAGCAAAGAGUUUGUGUCGAGUGAUGAGAGCUCAUCCGAGAGUGAGGGGUCCGAGAAAGCAGCCAGCUCCGAAGAAUCUGGCUCUGAUUAGCUGAACUGGUCAAGCUUUUGUGGUUAAUUGCUGACAGUCCUUUGUGUCGAUUUGCAUCCCCUGCGUCCUGCAGUACCUGUUUGUAGUUUGUCUGCAAGAGUUUCAAUAAAGUGCUUUUUUUUAAAAAA